Messenger RNA from Rhodotorula graminis WP1, 2287 nucleotides. RefSeq lists its product as uncharacterized. The record is from RefSeq and is a predicted model, not a curated record. Lineage: Eukaryota; Fungi; Basidiomycota; Microbotryomycetes; Sporidiobolales; Sporidiobolaceae. The transcript has 16 exons. Gene Ontology annotation, cellular component: kinetochore; nuclear body; cytosol. The coding region runs from base 1 to 2196 and encodes 731 amino acids.
AUGCGACACAACCUCGGCAUGGCGGCCUUGCUGGCUUCGCUGCAGUCCUCGUCGAGCAAGGCGACCAAGGACGAGGUCGACACGGUCAUCGAGCAGGUCAAGCAGCUGGCGGGCGAGCACGGCAUGGACGACGAGAGCCUGUGCAAGGGCUACGAGCUCGCACUCGGUGGACUGCUCGACACCGACCAGAGCCUCCGUAUACUUCCUCAGCUCAUCCCGCACACCGCCCUGCCCCUCGACCCGGUCCUCCUCACCACAUCCGUCCUCGGCCAGUCGACCGCCUCGCUUCCUCCACGAGCCGGCCAAGUCGCAUACGCGGUUCAACGUCGUGCACUCGAGCAGCUCGCUGUGCUUCUUGAGCUCGGCGCAGUCGGGCGAGAAGGACUCGAGGCGCUCGACCGGCUGUAUGGCGCCGUCGAGCAGGGCCUUCGCUACCGCAUCCUCCGUGAGCCGACGGCGGGCCUCCUGUGCCUCAUCACGCGCAAGCACCACGUCCAGCCACACCGGGUCGCCCGAGUACGAUCCCUCCUCCUGGACGACCCGCCACCUUCCACCUCACUCGCCCGCCUGCUCGACCUGUACCGCUCGUCCGAGGUCGGCCACGUUCGCCAGACCCGCAAGCAUGCCGCCGCCGCUCCAGAUGGGUUGCCAAGCAGCCUCGAGGCGUGGAAGAUGCGCGUGUCCGAGGUGCUGGAUGGCAGCGGUGUCGACGGCGAGCUCGAGGAGGGUCAUCGGGUCAAGCGCCGCAAGCACUCGCACCAGGUUCCUCUCCCCGACUCGGCCAUUUUGACGUCGUCUACCGCUUCUCCGCACCUCGCCGACCUUUCCUCCCUCGCCAAACUCGCCGAGCACCUCGACAAGGUCGUCUUGCCCACCCACGCCGCGAGUGUCCUCUCGGCCGGCGCUGGCCCGACACGCAGGAGCCGGCCGCCGACCGAGGCGGACUGGGUCCGUUCAUGGGCCUUCCUUCCGCGCAGCGGCUACGAUCACGAUUCCGAGCACCUCUCGCAACUGUCGCACUGGAUCAUCUCGCGACUCGAGCACGAGCUGUACGACCUCGAGCCGACCAAGGCGGGCCAUGCGCGUGUCGAGGACCUUCUCUCCCGUGUGCGGGACAUCUGCGAGCUCGGCGGAGAAGUCGUCGAGGCGCUCGAGCCUUUCCUCAAUACUUUCCUCGCCAACUGGGACGGCGAGCGGCAUCGAGACGUCAUCUUCCAGCUCGUCGCGCUCCUCAAGCCUCGAGCGUGGGCAGAUCUUGAGCAGUCCGUCCUCGGCAAGCUGCGCAAACUCGCUGGGACCGCCUCGGUCGACUGGGUCGCCGCCUUGGUCGACUGCCUGAGCGCCCUCGUCCGCAACCUCGCCGUCCGCGACAACUGGCAUCUUCAAGCUACCGUCACGACGGCGUUCGGCCGUCUCGACGCCGACGGCCAGUACCUCGCGAGCUUGGAGAGCUUUCUCGAGUUCACCGACGAGGUCAUCCUCUCUGCCACAGCGCGCCACCCUACCUCGCUCGUCCUCCGCUCCGCCGCCCUCGGCUUCUACGAGUCGACGCUCCUCCUCCCUCUCGAACUCGACCUGCCCGUCAUCGUCCUUCCCUCGCCCAUCUUCACCUACCUGUGCCUCCUCUCGAACGAGCUCAUGAGCGUCUCGAGGAUCUGCGGCAUUAUCGCGAGGCUGCGCGACGCCCUCGUCGGCGCCGAGAGCGCCAUCGUCAAGCGUUGGCAAGACGACCCACGCGGCCCGCAGUCGAGCGCCAUCGAGUCGCUCAACGCUCGGCUCGUCACGCUCGUCGGUGCUCUUUGGAUGCGCCGCUUCCUCGCCACCGACGCAUCUAUGGGCCUCUCUUCGGACGUCCUCGACAAAUUGCGCUCGAGGAGCGAGGAGCGAGGGCAGCAGGUCGCGUCCAGCAUGGGCCUCACGGCGCACAGCGCGCUCGCUCUUCUCGCCCAGGACUGCCUCUCGGUUCUCGCUACCCAGGACGGCAAGUCGGCCGAGAGCCUCGUCGGGCCGGUCACGACUACUGCACUCAAGCAGCUCGCCAAGGACCCCGCCGCCUUCCACAUCUCGUUCAACGAGUUCCGCCCGCGCUUCGUCGAGUACCUCGAGGAGCGAGGCGCGAAAGGUCUCGCGAGCUGUCUCUUCUCGAGCUUGUCGAGCUUGGUCGAGCGGCGCAAGUCGAGUAUCGGCGGGACGUGAGUGAGGGCAGCCGGGUCGAGUCGCGGCGGUAGCUGGAGGACGAAGCGGCAGGGUCUGAGCGCAAUGCAAUGGGACGACAAGCUUGCACGAG